Paramormyrops kingsleyae is the source of this 3418-nucleotide messenger RNA. RefSeq names its product Krueppel-like factor 3. The record is from RefSeq and is a predicted model, not a curated record. Gene Ontology annotation, biological process: regulation of transcription by RNA polymerase II. Lineage: Eukaryota; Metazoa; Chordata; Actinopteri; Osteoglossiformes; Mormyridae. Gene Ontology annotation, molecular function: RNA polymerase II cis-regulatory region sequence-specific DNA binding; DNA-binding transcription factor activity, RNA polymerase II-specific.
UAAAGUAACAUCUUUUUGGCUUAACUUUGACAGGUAGCUAUCUUUGGCAGUGCGUGCAGGCUGCUUUUUCGUGCUGUUUUCACGGACGUCUAUAAACAGAUUUUUCGUGAUUUACUAAAGCAAAGGAUUUUUUUAGAGGGAAUUUUAUCGUUAUUGACGCUUGCAUCUUUUGCGAAAGAGCAUCUGUAGGUGUGCCCUCCCUCCUGCAGGCCCCCCCCCACCCGGCGAACAUGCUCAUGUAUGACUACUCCGUGAUCGGUGGCGGCGCUAUGGACUCGCUGAUGUUCCAGUCAUUUCCGAUGAUCCCCCCGAACAAGGUCUCCCCCCUGCAAACCAAGCACAUCCCUGCUGACUUCUACCCCAACUUCAGGGGCAAUGUGACCCCCCCCGGCAGCCCUGACCCGCAGCUGGACCCCUUGGACCUCUCGGUGGGACAGAGGAGCCUCUCUGCCAGCCCCCACACCCCCAUCUAUGCUGCUCCCAGCCUGCCGUCUCCCCCCAUGCCAGAUGCUGGGCUCCGCCCAUGGUCCCACUAUCCCAGCAUGCCCCUCUGCUACCCCACGGUCCUCACCCAGCUGCUGCCGGGCAUCCCCCCCUCCAUGAUCCCGCUGCUGUCCAACAUCGUGAUGCCAGUCCCGGUCUCUCCCGAGAUGAACGGCAUCAUGCCCCACAAGCCAGUAGAGCGUGACCCGUACUCGCCGCCUAGUCACCCCCAAGGACUACAGACAAAGUCCCUGAGACCGGAGCCGGCCAAUGAGAAGCCUCAGAAGCCCUGUGAAGACACCAUGUGCUCUGAGAUCAUGGCGGCCUCAGCCAUCGACAACAAGAAUCUCCCCAGGGUGCACAGUCCCUUCCCGUUCACUCGUAGCACCAAGACUCCCACAAUCCACGAGGAAACCCCCGGAAGGAAGAAACGUCACCACUGCGACUACGAGGGCUGCGGCAAGGUCUACACCAAGAGCUCUCACCUGAAGGCGCACCGGCGGACGCACACCGGUGAGAAACCCUACCACUGCAUGUGGGAAGGCUGCAUCUGGAAGUUUGCCCGUUCGGACGAGCUGACCCGGCACAUGCGGAAGCACACCGGCGACAAGCCCUUCCAGUGCCCCGACUGCGAGCGCAGCUUCUCCCGCUCCGACCACCUGGCGCUGCACAAGAAGCGCCACCUGCUGGUGUGAGCCCACCACUGCGGGCCCCGCCUCGAAUUUCGCCAGCGAGCGUGAGCGCUGCAUCCGCUCUGAAUGAACAGAACAAAUGCGCCGAUGCAGCGCGCAACACUCCCGCAGUGACGUGGGCCUGGAAUAGCUGCAGAGCUUGGCUGGUAGUCUGGUCCUAUUCUGGUAUCAGCUGACAUACACAACAACCUGAAAGUUAUAGGUUUGAGUCCUAGAAGGAGGCCUGCUAUAGUGCCUUUUCAGUUAGGUACUGAACCUCUUCUGCCCUGGUAAACAUGGCACUGCCAAGAUACCGUACUGGACCAACACUUAGGAGAAAAAAAUAUUUGCUGCACUUGCACGGUAUUUACCAUUUGUAAUCUUAGACCCAUAAAAUGUGAAUUAUUUUUUUUACCAUUGUAUGUAAAUGUGUUUUUCUUUCAGGGUUUUUUCAACAUGGUUUAGUAAAUAGUUUUUCAUAUUAUUAACAUUUUCUGGGCCAUUCAUUUUUCCUGCUGCUUAAACCACAUGGGUUUAGUAUAAAUACACGCUCGUGGGAGUUUUACUUACACAACAGAAAUGUUCUAAGAACAGAACGAAAAAUGAUUGGUUCAGAGAGAUAACCAAUCAAAUUGUAAACAUCUUAUUCGUAGGUCCCGCCUACUCUAGUUGCUUGGACCCACCUCCUCUACAAUCUGAUUGGUUAUCUCUUUGAACCAAUCGUUUUUCCUUCUGCCUUCAGAACAUUUUUCUGUAAGUACAACUCCCACUUGCUAAAUACAUGGCAAGGGAAUACUUGUCAGUUUUAUCACACAACCUCAUAAUCUGACAUGCCCACUAAUCCGUCUUACUGGUCUUAAGCAUGUUUACAAACUCUCACACAUUUAUGUGCUUUCUUUUCCCAUUUACGCUCACUGGGAGCUCUGGCGGAAGAGCCACACAGAGUGAGUGCACAUGUCCGUUAUACGUCAAAUGCGAUGACGGGGACACAGUUGGCAGUUAAGUGCAAUUAAGUGGCUCAAAAUUAAUUUGAACAAAAUUCCUCUGUGAUUCUUUAACAAACAUACUUUAAUAACAAUAUAAGUGCAGCAGAAGAUCUGUGACCAAUUUAUGAAUUUGAUAACUAGUUGAUUAUGUGCCAGUGAAGAGUGUUAGAAUCUGAGAUUCUGCAAUUGGUGAAAGAUGAAUAUUAAAGAUAUGGUUGAACCAGUACUUAGUCCGUCAGUAAAUCCUAGACCAUUAGUCCGGACCUGAACCGAAAGUUAUACACUAUGUAGAAUAUGUUUCCCAUUGACUAGGCUGUUAUCAUGUCCCAAUGAUGCUUGCUCAUUGUAUUUUUGAGUGACCUGUAUGAUUGUCAGUGACCAUCAUGGUAAUUUUUAGCCAAAGCUCUCAUGAUUAAACGUCUCCUUUAAGCCAGGUUGAGGGAUAUUUUGCAUUUGGCAGCAAAAUUUUGCAGUCUAAAUUUGCAUUUAAUUGACAGGCCUGCAAUAAAUAUAUUGUUCUUAAUAGUGUUUCUUUGAAUAUACACAAAUGUGUCUUAGCAACAAACAAAACACUGGAUGUAAACUGUGACAUGAUGAUGCAGGGUAAGUGGGAUCUGGGUUUGGGGGUUCCACGUCUCCACGUACCGGUAGACCAAGGAUGGACGGCUUUGACCUGCAGCUGGGCAUUGUUAUCCUAAAAGAGGUCAUGGUUUGACUGACGGGGCGGCGACGUGGCUUCGCCCCACGCGUCCUGUCAAGCGUCGUGGUUGCUGCUUGUUCUUAAACUCAAAUCUGCUGACCAUAAAUCUGACUUUGCACUUUACGCUGCAUUUUAUGCAAAGUUGCAAUGUUGAAGCAUUUUAUCCAGAAGCAUCUGUAUCUGGAAGUAUCUGGUAGGUUCUGAUUGGUUCUAGAAGUUCUGUAGAAAUACCACGGUUUUCUGUAGCUCCCAGCACUGUCGGAUCAGUCUGAAUGGUAUAUUUUUCAGUUACUAAAACACAUACUGCAAGGUUUUUUUUUUAUCUAAUGACUUGACUGAAAGGGUCAUUGUUGGUAUUUUAAUGCAUUAUUUUACAUAUUUUAUAUCACAAAUAUUAGGCAAGUAUAUUAACUUCGUAUUGAAUUCUCUGAAUUAUAUUUCCAGUUGACUCAUUGGUUGACAGUGUAACAGUAAUGACAUGUUGUCAUCUCAAACUGUGAAUUUAAACACGCAAUGUAUGGCACUUCCGGAAUACUGUAUUAUGCAAAUAUGGUAAUAAAAACCUCUUCAAAACGAAA